This is a messenger RNA of Mucor mucedo, 972 nucleotides long. Its product is annotated as thioredoxin-like protein. The transcript has 3 exons. The record is from RefSeq and is a predicted model, not a curated record. NCBI's taxonomy places the organism in Eukaryota, Fungi, Mucoromycota, Mucoromycetes, Mucorales, Mucoraceae. Bases 1 to 972 code for a protein of 323 amino acids.
AUGUCAGACAUUCAAGAUAUUAUUUUGCAUUGGUAUCCCCAUUCCCCUUUUGCUCAAAAGGUCGCAUGGGUAUUGAAUUACAAAAAGGUCGAAUAUAAGACCGUUUUGAUCCCUAUGCUCGAACCUCGUCAAAAGCGUAGACCUCUGGACGGUGGCUACAGAAAGACCCCUAUUUUGCAAAUCGGUAACCACGUUUACUGCGAUUCCAAAGCGAUUUUCCUUGCUCUUGAAAAACUUUUCCCUGAACCUAGUUUAUACCCUAAAAUCAAGAACAGUAACGAAUCAUCCGAGGGUGCUGCUAGAGCUUUGACCAUGUGGAUGGAUAACACACUUUUCAAUAACAUCGUGUCUCAGUUACCCGUAAAGGAUUUGGAUGAUGCAUUUUUGGCAGAUCGUGAAGCUCUUGCAGGCCGUAAGCUUGAUCGUAAGACUCUUGCUGGCGGUGCCCCCUUUAUGAAGGCUACUCUCCAAGGUGAAUUUGCUCUUGCCGAACAAACUCUUGGUUCCAAAAACUGGUUAUUAGAUACCGAGACUCCCUCUCUUGCUGAUAUUAGUUUGGCCAUGUCCACCUUUUUUACUCUUAACCUUGCUGGAGAAAAAUUCGUUCAAACCAAUUUCAAAUCUCUUUUCAACCAUAUGCAAAAGCUGUUGGGUACCGUGAGCUGGGAUAGAACAGAGACAAUGUCUGUUAUUUCUGAGGAAGAAGCUAUUGAGGUCUUAAAGCGUCACCAAGAUACCGAAAUCGAAGCCAACUUCAAGGUUCAUUCAUCUGUUCUCCCUAUUGAAUUAGGUCAACAAGUGUUUGUUACUCCUUUGGAUACCGGUAAAAUUCCUGUCCCAGGAACUUUAAUCAGAAGUACUAUUGAUGAAACUGUCGUAGCUUACAAGGACGCCACUUAUAACACCACUACACUUAUUCAUUUCCCUACUAUCGGUUUUGUCGUCAUUCCCAAUCUUGGUGCCAAAUAUUAA